Chelonoidis abingdonii (Abingdon island giant tortoise) is the source of this 881-nucleotide messenger RNA. Lineage: Eukaryota; Metazoa; Chordata; Testudines; Testudinidae. The record is from RefSeq and is a predicted model, not a curated record.
GCAUGCUGGGAACGGACGAUCCUACGCCCGCUGCGCCGCGCACUCUAUUAUUCCCCCGCCUCCUCCCUACCAAGCUGAAAAAGCUAAGUGAAGACAGCUUAACUAAGCAGCCUGAAGAAGUCUUCGAUGUUUUAGAGAAGCUUGGUGAAGGAUCUUAUGGUAGCGUGUUUAAAGCAAUACACAAGGAAUCUGGACAAGUAGUGGCAAUUAAACAAGUCCCUGUCGAGUCAGAUUUACAGGAAAUAAUUAAAGAAAUUUCUAUAAUGCAGCAAUGUGACAGUCCCUAUGUUGUCAAGUACUAUGGCAGCUACUUUAAGAACACAGAUCUAUGGAUUGUUAUGGAGUAUUGUGGAGCUGGCUCUGUCUCGGACAUAAUUAGAUUACGGAAUAAAACACUAACAGAAGAUGAAAUAGCAACGAUUCUUAAAUCCACACUUAAAGGACUUGAAUAUUUGCACUUCAUGAGAAAAAUACACAGAGAUAUAAAGGCUGGAAACAUCCUCCUUAACACAGAAGGACAUGCAAAAUUAGCCGAUUUUGGAGUGGCUGGCCAAUUAACAGAUACAAUGGCAAAACGAAAUACUGUUAUAGGUACUCCAUUUUGGAUGGCUCCUGAGGUAAUACAAGAGAUUGGUUACAACUGUGUGGCAGAUAUCUGGUCCCUUGGUAUCACUUCAAUAGAAAUGGCUGAAGGAAAGCCUCCAUAUGCUGAUAUACAUCCAAUGAGAAGGUGGAUUAAAACUAAAUAAGAAGAACCAACACAAACAAAGGGCUUUCACAACAAAUUGUAGUCCCUUCCUCAUCCUAAAAAAGUGCUUGUGACUCAUGGGCAUUUCCAGUCUGAUUCUGAUACACAGAGAGACAAGGUGGGUGAGGUAAUA